UCCAAAAUGGCGGUCUCACGUAAACUUAUCGACAAAAAAGUUCUUCAUAACUUUAUACGAAACUCAGACGCACAUAAUAAGAUACAAGAAGAGAAAGAAAUGUGGAGGCUUCACCGAAUGAAUAAUGAAGAAGAUAAACACAGAAAAUCGCCGUCAGAUCGAGGAAAACGGAGGAGUUACAAACAUUCAAAAAGGGAUUUAUCUCCUGAGAAACCCAAAGAUACUUACUGGAUGAAACAGCUAACAACUUAUGAAAGCUCUCUUUCAGAAAGAUGGGGGCACAGUGGCUACAAAGAGCUUUACCCAGAGGAGUUUGAGGAAAAGGAAAGUGAAAGGAGUGAAGAGGAAAAGAGAAAAAGAAGAAAAAAUARAAAAGUUGAUAAAGAACGAGAAUCAAGAAAAGGCGACUCAAACACGAGGAAAAAUACCAAAAGAAAACGAAAAUACAGCGACGAUGAUUCGCCUCGMAAAAAAAGAAAAGAUGACUUAAAAAAAGGAGCAAGUUCUAGCUCAUCAGAGGGUGAAUCACCAAGGAGAAAGAAWUCGAARGAAAAGUCAAAAAGAUCAUCAUCGAGAAAAUAUCACGGCCAAAGACGUAGCAAGAAGCGACGAAGGAGAAAGAGUAGCUAGCAAGUAUAGUUCUUAUUAUACUAAAUUUUAUACGAUUCAUUAUAUUAAUCUGUGAUUAAUCAUGUAUUUAUAUGCGAUUUUUUAAUUAUAAUUUUAACAAUUCUAAAAAGUGUCCUAAAUCAUUAUCGACAAGARCAUUUUCAAUUACAUCGACAUACUAACAUGAGAGUAUAAAGUAAAACUGAGGCUUAUCAUAGUUGGCCUCUGUUGGUCGAAUCCCAGGCCGGGUAAAAGUGUACCUUUGAAUUUUGAAUUCAAGGAUGGUUUUCCCUCUUGAUCUACGGACGUUUCUCCAGGUACGCUGCGGUUUUAACUUUUUUUCUUAAUUCAGUCAGCAUUUAUAAUACAAAAUAGAAUGGAUUCUUUAUUAGAUUUAAAGCAGUUUUAGACACUAAGAGUCAGAUUAGUAACACGCUAAGACCACGCUACCUGUAACAGUGCAUGCAGACUGCGUGUUUUCAAACUCCAGUACAACCAGACGAGAAGUUGUUUAUAUUCAACAUCCAGAGGUCCUUUUAUGCUCUAAAAAAAGACACAACUGGUGUAUCGAUGUCAUAGAUACUGUCUGCAACGAUUCACGGAAAAAAUCAUCUCGAAAUGUCAAGUGUUUAUUUUAAACUUAAAAUUUGCAGCAAGUUUUUCAAAGAUUAUUCUCUUWUUGAAGAAAAGUGUGCUUAAAAAGAAGCGUGCUUGGGCUAAUGGCCUCAAAUUGUAUCGUUUUGUGUUGCUAGUCUAUAUUCAUACUUUGACUUUUGCUUUUGCUUUUUGUCACAAUGUCUUAAUGUSAAAUAUUAUUAUUUAUUUAUUUUGUAUUUAUCCGAAUUUUAUCGCAGAAUAUUUGUAUACUGAUAUGGGAGUUCACACACACGAGUAGUAGUGGAUAUAUAAACUAGCGACAAAAGCAUAUUUUGCUUCGUGAAAAGUACGACAUUAGUCCGUCGGAGAUUUUAAGUUUUGAUUAAAAAAAUGAAAAAAGUGCACACAGAGUGGGUUUKUAAGCUUUAUUUGCCGAUGUUUGCAUAGUGUUAUGUUUCGUCAAUAGUUUGAAUUUUUAAAGUAGUAGCUUUGUAUCAAACAUGAUAUGCUACUUAAAAACGGAUAAUUMAACGUACUGUUUUUUCGGGCGUUGCUCCGUUGGAGAGCGAUUGAUAAAACUCACUGUAAAAAAAAUAGUACAAAGAGAAUGAGUCUGGCGUAAGCUAUAUUUCAGAAUAUCUUCUGUUCUGUGUAGUACCUUUACCUGGGCACAUGGAUCUGAAACAAUCUAUCGCGAUUAAGCUACAAUCUGGUACAAAUAACUGCUUCUCUCGUAUCAAUUAGUCUUUGUUUCAACGUUUCUUUUUUCAACUGAUACCAAAGCUCGCUUUCUCGAUGGCGCAAGCGUACGUGCCACGAGGCUGACCAAAGGYAUCGCCAAAGGGCACGAGGGCUGGCAUGAAGAAUGUGAUCAUUGCCGGUUCAACGCUUUUUAAACAGGUGUUAUUAUUUAUCUAGUUGUAGCUGGAUACUGUUAAACCAACACCAGCAACAUACUGUUGGUCGCAUUCUCUUAGUCUUAGAUGUAUAAAAAAAAAAUUCUUAAUACUAACUGGAUGGACUUACAGAUUUAAGAAGUAAAUCUGAACAAAGGUCAAGAGACGUAUAUAAUGGUGUGGUCAUUUGCUUCAACCUUAUUUACGUCAGAAGAAGUUUGAUUUUAACACGGACACGUCCCCAUGAUGUCCUAAAACAUGUUAAACAUGUUAACACAGAAGGAGGGUCAAGAUCUCCCCGACCCCCAUCCCCUGGUGCGUUUUCAUUGAUCUUGGAAAGAUUGCAAGACAAAAGCUUACCAACCAAUAAAGCAAUUUUCUUUUCUUUAAAUGCAACUAAUGACUGUCCUAACAGUAUCUGGCAUUACUAGGAGAGGUAAUUUGCGAUAUCCAAAUAUAUAACACUGGAAAAA
Messenger RNA from Exaiptasia diaphana, 2575 nucleotides. RefSeq lists its product as uncharacterized. The record is from RefSeq and is a predicted model, not a curated record. The transcript has 5 exons. NCBI's taxonomy places the organism in Eukaryota, Metazoa, Cnidaria, Anthozoa, Actiniaria, Aiptasiidae. Bases 7 to 630 code for a protein of 207 amino acids.